CACUCACUCACUCACUCACUCACCCACUCACUCCCAUCUCCUCCAGCUCAAUCCCCAGCAUGGCCGCAUCCACUACGUCCGUCUGCUCCAGCGACCUGAGCUACAGCAGCCGCGUCUGCCUUCCUGGUUCCUGUGACUCUUGCUCCGACUCCUGGCAGGUGGACGACUGCCCAGAGAGCUGCUGCGAGCCCCCCUGCUGCGCCCCCAGCUGCUGCGCCCCAGCCCCCUGCCUGAGCCUGGUCUGCACCCCAGUGAGCUGUGUGUCCAGCCCCUGCUGCCAAGUGACCUGUGAGCCCAGCCCCUGCCAAUCAGGCUGCACCAGCUCCUGCACGCCCUCAUGCUGCCAGCAGUCUAGCUGCCAGCUGGCUUGCUGCGCCUCCUCCCCCUGCCAGCAGGCCUGCUGCGUGCCCGUCUGCUGCAAGACUGUCUGCUGCAAGCCUGUGUGCUGUGUGCCCGUCUGCAGUGGGGAUUCUUCAUGCUGCCAGCAGCCUAGCUGCCAGUCAGCUUCCUGCACCUCCUCCCCCUGCCAGCAGGCCUGCUGUGUGCCCAUCUGCUGCAAGCCUGUCUGCUCUGGGAUUUCCUCUUCGUGCUGCCAGCAGUCUAGCUGUGUGAGCUGUGUGUCCAGCCCCUGCUGCCAGGCGGCCUGUGAGCCCAGCCCCUGCCAAUCAGGCUGCAUCAGCUCCUGCACGCCCUCGUGCUGCCAGCAGUCUAGCUGCCAGCCGGCUUGCUGCACCUCCUCCCCCUGCCAGCAGGCCUGCUGUGUGCCUGUCUGCUGCAAGCCCGUCUGCUGUGUGCCCACCUGCUCUGAUGAUUCCGGUUCAUGCUGCCAGCCAGCUUGCUGCACCUCCUCCCAAAGCCAGCAGGGCUGCUGCGUGCCCGUCUGCUGUAAGCCUGUGUGCUGUGUGCCUGUCUGCUCUGGGGCUUCCACUUCAUGCUGCCAGCAGUCUAGCUGCCAGCCGGCUUGCUGCACCACCUCCUGCUGCAGACCCUCCUCCUCCAUGUCCCUCCUCUGCCGCCCCGUGUGCAGGCCCGCCUGCUGCGUGCCCGUCCCCUCCUGCUGCGCCCCCACCUCCUCCUGCCAGGCCAGCUGCUGCUGCCCAGCCUCCUGUGUGUCUCUCCUUUGCCGCCCCGCAUGCUCCCGCCCGGCUUGCUGUGGCCCCACCUCAACCCAGAAGUCCAGCUGCUGAGUGAUCUCCUUAAGAUCAUCCAAAGCCUGAGUGCUCACUGCCACCUGCACCCCUGGAUUCUUUACCCUUGACGGCUCUCCACAUCCCGCUCCUAAGCCCUGCAGUGGAUGUCAGUGGUCAGCUGGCCAUCCAGUGUGCGCUUCUCCUCCUAGAAGCAGCUCAGCUGUUUCUCCAAGUCUUGACUUUCCCCCAAUUACCCAGCCCUGCUUCCCCAGCAACAGGUGGGCAGUGACCCCAGCAAGGCCAGCGGGUGCUUCCAGGCCAUGGCCCGGUGUAGGGAGAAACAAGGGUAGACACGUACCAACUGUGGGUUUCUCGUCACUGUCCCAGCUCAGUGGCGAGCCCUGCUCCUCCCCUGCUGUGGGCCUGGGCCUCUUUCUCUGUCUUCCCUGACCACGGGAGCAGGUCAGACCCUUCUAAUAAACUCCUUUCCUAAAAAGUA
Molecule: messenger RNA, 1629 nt
Organism: Gorilla gorilla gorilla (western lowland gorilla)
Lineage: Eukaryota; Metazoa; Chordata; Mammalia; Primates; Hominidae
Product: keratin-associated protein 10-7
Exons: 1
Coding region: 60-1187 (375 amino acids)
Cellular component (GO): keratin filament
Source: RefSeq, a predicted model, not a curated record